AUGCAGCUCAUGGCCCAAGAUCCAUCGGGCAUGAAUCUGUACGGCACGCUUCCCCAUAGCGCUUGGGAGCAAUGGUGGUCCCCCGAGAACGACGCCUUUGCCGAAGCAUUAAAUGUGGCCGCCCCAAAUGCCUGCGCGCAAGAACACCACCAACGAUACGCUCAGUACACCUACGAUCAGGACUCGUCGACGCAAUGGGCAUCCCCUUCAACCUCAACGCACACUUAUCCCGUCCCAUCUCCUUCCACAGAGUCGACGAGUGUAGAGAAUGCGAUGGGGGACUCCGAAAGCCGUCGAGGCUCUUUAUCAACCCAGCCCAACAAACGAAAACGUAAUGCGAGUCGAUCCAUAGCCUCGAAAGCUCCAAAACGCGCGUCAACUCGUAAGACAACCAAAACAGAAGCAGUACCCGGAAAGGCGAAAGGAUGCGGCAAAGGGAAGGCAGUUGCCAAGCCGCAACCUACGAUAUCACCGUCCCCUGAUCCGGAGGAAGAACUCGACGAGCACAGCAAAAAGGUUCAGGAGAGAAACCGCAUCGCCUCCAACAAAUUCCGCGUCAAGAAGCGUGAAGACGCCAAGAAGCUUCGAGCCGACGAAAAAGAGAUGGAGAAAACAAACCGCGACUUGUCAAACUGCGUGUCCGAACUCACGAUGCAGGUCUACGAACUCAAGAUGAGACUCUUACAGCACACGGACUGCGAAUGUCGCUUGAUCCAAAACUACAUUGCGAAUGAAGCGCAUCGAUAUAUUCAAGACCUGGGCGAAGGAAAGCAGAACCACGCGACCCCGCCGCUUUGCCCAUACAACCAGCACAAUUGA
Fusarium musae is the source of this 819-nucleotide messenger RNA. RefSeq lists its product as uncharacterized. Gene Ontology annotation, biological process: regulation of transcription by RNA polymerase II. NCBI's taxonomy places the organism in Eukaryota, Fungi, Ascomycota, Sordariomycetes, Hypocreales, Nectriaceae. Gene Ontology annotation, molecular function: RNA polymerase II cis-regulatory region sequence-specific DNA binding; DNA-binding transcription factor activity, RNA polymerase II-specific. The transcript has a single exon. The coding region runs from base 1 to 819 and encodes 272 amino acids. The record is from RefSeq and is a predicted model, not a curated record.